AUGUCUAAUAUAACAAAUGUAAUUCGGCAUUCUGGUUUUUGGAACGAUGACAAUUGUUUCGUUAAUUACUCUAUAGAUGCAGUAGUUUUCAAAGAGUAUGCCUCAUAUGAUGAGUUAGUUGAUGCAAUAGCGAAUCAGGUGCGAAUAGAUACAAGUAUCAAAAAAAUCACUAUCAAAUAUUUGAUCGACGGUAAUUCCAUGCCUAUGGAAAUACACAACGACAUGAGUGUCCGGGUGUAUGUUGAACUGAAGAAAGAGACAAGGCAGUUCGGGAUGUAUCCGUUGUGUAUCACAACAGCUGAUAGGACGAGUGCAUACAGUCUAUCGGGCGAAAUUGUUAUUCAAGGUAGCCUAGCAUUAGCGGAUACAAAUGGUAUACACGAAAUGGAUGCUAACGAUUCGAUAGCACUGGCGGCAUCAGCUUCUAGUAAGGAAAUAGUUAUAUUAGGAGGAGAGAACGAUUUCAUAAUUUCAAACCGUAAUCAAAAAGAAGUCAUGGUAAAUCAGGUAUACAAUGAUAAGGAAACUUUGAAAGCUGUGAUGACGAAGUAUGCUAUUGACAAUAGAUUUCAAUUCCGAACAGAGAGGUCAAAUUCUGUAAGCUACACCCUUGCUUGUCUUUCUAGACAAUGUGAGUGGAAAUUGAAAGCUUCAAGUAUCAACAGAUCAGCUAUGUUCAAAAUCAGAGAGUUCAUAGAGAAACAUACAUGUCCAUUGAAGGAUAAGGUGUAUACGCAACAUCAAGCUAGUAGUGGUUUUAUAGCUGGAAUUAUUAAGCCAAAAUUUAGAAAUUAUAAGAGGAAGUAUGUGCCUAGUGAUAUAGUAGAUGAUGUUAAAAAUGAUUUUGGGGUGGAUGUGCCAUACAUGAAAGCAUGGCGUGCUAAAGAAAAGGCUAUGACGGAGUUAAGGGGUGAGCCAGCCGAGUCAUACAAGAAAUUGCCGGGAUACGUAUACAUUUUGGAUAAAACAUACCUGUGUUCUCAUAUAAGAAUGAAGAAAACAUCUGAAAAUGAGUUCUUGUAUCUUUUUGUAGCAUUGUAUGCAUUUAUAAAGGGGUUUGAAUGUUGUCGACCCAUCGUGGUUGUAGAUGGCAGCCACAUCAAAACAGCAUAUAAUGGGACAUUUGUUUCAGCGAGCACGAUGGAUGGUGCAGGUAUUUCAAAAUCUAUCAUUUAG
Messenger RNA from Lycium ferocissimum, 1176 nucleotides. RefSeq lists its product as uncharacterized. The record is from RefSeq and is a predicted model, not a curated record. The transcript has 2 exons. The coding region runs from base 1 to 1176 and encodes 391 amino acids. NCBI's taxonomy places the organism in Eukaryota, Viridiplantae, Streptophyta, Magnoliopsida, Solanales, Solanaceae.